Dendronephthya gigantea is the source of this 2311-nucleotide messenger RNA. RefSeq names its product metalloprotease TIKI homolog. Lineage: Eukaryota; Metazoa; Cnidaria; Anthozoa; Malacalcyonacea; Nephtheidae. Gene Ontology annotation, biological process: negative regulation of Wnt signaling pathway. The record is from RefSeq and is a predicted model, not a curated record. Gene Ontology annotation, molecular function: metalloendopeptidase activity. Gene Ontology annotation, cellular component: membrane. The coding region runs from base 385 to 2088 and encodes 567 amino acids. The transcript has 8 exons.
AAAUUCUUCUCCGCCAAUCACAGAGUUCCCGGAAGUGACGCUUGCCUUAUAAUAAAUUGCUGAUAUUGCUCGUAACAAUUCAUUUAAAUAUUUCCAUACUAUAUAGACUAUAGUCAGGAUUGAAACCAAAGAAGAUGCGUUUUUAUUUUUAAAAACGCGGUGAUUGCCAGUUUCCGUCUACGAACAUCAGGGCAUCUUCGCAUGUAAGUCUGUAAUCUUCCUAAUGAAAAAUUAUCUUGACGUCGACAAAGCUGUCUAUGUGGAAAAACCAACUCGUUUCUCUGAUUUCCUUUGAUUACGUACCAGAGUUGUUUAAUACUAAGAGUUUUCCAGAGUUCAUCUCAGUUGCUCUAUCAAACAAGUCGCCCGAUUUCGCAACAGCCAAUGGCCAAUGUAUAUAUGUGCAUGCAUGGCUAUUUGGUUUCCGGACAGAAUUUUGAAACGCGUUACUGGAAAUCAGCCAAAGUUGGAAACCAAACACUAUGCGAUGAGAAAAUUCCCGUUGGGCAAACCCCAAUUCGGUGCGGAAGCCGACAGCAGUACUAUAGAUUUCACGACGUUGUAGUUUCAAGUUACCUUACUACAAUAUGGGCACGUUAUAUGUUAAAAAAAGCGCUAAUACGGUCCUUUGACGCUUUGCAAGAAAAUUUCCAAACGCUUCAUAUGGCCAUUUCACAGAGUCUUCUGCUCUGGGUUCUGAUUAAUAAUCUGGAGAACAAUGUCCAGUUUCAACAGACUCUUUGGAAGAGAUCACUCGCAGAAGGCUAUUCAGAAACAGGAUGCCCAAGUCUUACGAACGACCAGCUCAAUUCGUACCUCUGGGUCAUGGAUCGCAAUCCACCAGUCUAUUUCUUCGGUACUAUUCAUGUGCCGUACACUAACGUGUGGGACUAUAUACCGUUCAACAGCAAGCGGGCGUUUAAAAUAGCCAAUAAUGUUUACUUUGAAUUGGAUUUGACGGACCCUCAGAGUUUCAGGGUCCUUGAACGGUGCAAAUCUCUGCCGAGCGGCGUCAAAUUGCGAGAUGUUUUACCCACCAGAUUGUAUAAGCGAAUAAAGAGACACUUCAUGUAUAUUCGAGGAAAGCUGUCGGAAUGGAUACCCGAAGAACAACAAAAAAUUAUGAGGCUAAGUUCGUCAAGCCUGUAUCAACAGUUGACAAGAAAUUGGCAUAGGCAAAGACCAAUAUGGAUUAUGAUGCUACUCAAUAAACUUACAAAGUACUCUGUGCAGUCAUUGGCACAGCGCCUGCCUGACCUUGAUACGUAUUUGAGAGACGAGGCUCUUGCAAAUCGUAAGCAAUUGGGUUCGAUUGAAACUGUCGAAGAACAUUGUGGUAUCGUGAACAGAUUUAAUAGCAACAAGGUAAUCAUAGCCCUUAAUCAAACCUUGAUACUGCACGAAAAGAUACGUCGCGGAAAAGAAAAUCUGCCAUUUACAAUCAAGCAACUGAUAACUCAUUAUAACUGUGGCAAUCUAAAAGACGUCAUCUUUCCACAAGAUGUAUCAGGCAUUGUUAACAACGCCAAUAUUUCAAAAACAAGAGGCUUGAUACAAGAGAAAAAUUUUAAGGCCAAACGGUUCGACGACUACAUGAAGGAAGCAUUGAUCUUUAAAAGAAAUCAAAAGAUGGCAAACAGAAUUGUGAAAAUAAUAAAUGAAUUGCCAAAGCGAAGAAUGUUGUUUGCUUUUGGUGCAGGUCAUUUCAUUGGACAAAGAAGUAUUAUUAGCAUUUUGCAAAGUCAGGGGUACAACAUUACUCAUCUCAAAGCCAGCGAUCCACUUCCAAGGUAUGGUCAAAAGCGCAAAAGAAAGCAAUGUAAGAAACAGAAGAGGGCACGGACGAGAAAAAACAGAAUGAAACUCAAAAGAAGACGAUAUCGUGCUCGAAAAUAUUGCAAUAAGGAUAUUUCACAAAAAAAUCUUGUGGCUAAAUCAAAGACGACAACAUGUCCGUUAUGUUCAACACAUGAUGAAGCUAGAUUUGCAAAAGCAUCCCGCUCGUCCUCAUUGUCAAUUAAUGUCAGUCAGGGGUGGGGGAACGUUACAUGGCUCCUUCUAUUUAUUACCAGCAUGGUAGGUGUGUAAACGAAUAUCUAAGCAUAAAAUAAGAUAAUACAUACAACCACUCUAUAUAUACCACAAAUAGUCGGUAUAUUAGGACGGCAUUAUUGACUGUAUUGUGAUGAAAAUUUUGGCAUAAGAUAAUUGCGUUCUUUUAAUUGCAUUGUGAACUCCACAAACAUGAGUAUAUCUAUACAUGGUUGUGAAAUAACUGUGGAAGUACGGCAGCAAGAGAUAAUGAGGAAGA